This is a messenger RNA of Ostertagia ostertagi, 493 nucleotides long. Lineage: Eukaryota; Metazoa; Nematoda; Chromadorea; Rhabditida; Trichostrongylidae. The record is from the annotation of a GenBank genome assembly.
AUGGUCGGAUUUUCGCCUUGUGUCAAGGAGAACCUCUACACAUCACCGCGCCCCGAAGACGAUCCUAAAGCGGCCGUGAAUUCCAUCAACUCUCCGCAAGCAGAUGCAGCAUGUGUGCCUUCUCGUGCCAUUCACCCUCAGCCAUGGUGCGGACAGCAUCAGACGAGCAGUGAUGUUUCUUCACGAAAUGUCUAUAACUACAGUAAUCAGGAAGAUAAAGAGAAAACACCAAUGUGCCGCAUAGCGGAGCUUGCUCGCUUUCACAAGUUGAAGCACGAAUACAAACUUAUGGAUGAGAGUGGACCAGCUCAUAAAAAAAUGUUUACAGUACAACUGUUUCUAACUGCUGAUGAGGUUUUCGAAGGUAGUGGUGCUUCAAUUCAAGAAAGCUCAACAAGCUGCUGCUGCAGUAGCGCUAGCAGGCACAUCGCUAGCGAUGCCACCAGAAAAGAAGAGAAAGAAAGAUACAAGCUCACCGCCCGUUUUGCUAUCG